GCGGUCGCAAUCCACGGACCCGGCGGAGCGACGGGCGCGAACCACGCGCAGACCUUAGCGGACAUGGUGCCCAAGACGUAUCGGUACGUUGUCAGAACGAUUUCCGCGGCGGGGAGCGGUGAGGCAACAGCGACGUCUGGCGUUGGGGACGGCGACGACGUCGCGACGGGGCACAAGAAAAAGCUUCGCGUGGCGUACCAGGGAAUGCCAGGCGCAUAUAGCGAAGCGGCGGCGCUCACAGCCUACCCAACCUGUGACCCGUGCCCGUGCGAUCAGUUUGAAAAUGCUUUUGAGGCUACGGAGCAGUGGACCGCAGAUCGUGCGGUCCUUCCUUUCGAAAACUCCCUCGGUGGUUCCAUCCAUCGCAACUACGACCUCAUCUUGCAGCACAGACUGCAUAUUGUAGGUGAAGUUUAUUUCAAAGUGCGGCACUGCCUCCUCGCGCUGCCGGGACAGUCCAAGGAAAAAAUCAAGCGCGCGCAGUCGCACCCCCAAGCACUUUCCCAAUGCGAUGGCUACCUCACUGCCUUGGGUGUGGUAAAGGAGGCAGUCGAUGAUACCGCGGGUGCCGCGGCGGCCAUUGCGGCGGCGGGACAAAUGGGUGUGGCGGCGGUGGCAUCUCGUCGAGCUGCCGAGCUAUACGGGAUGGAAGUUCUCGAAGAGGACAUUCAAGACGAUAAGAGCAACGUGACGAGAUUCUUGGCACUGGCUCGGGAGCCUGUUCUCCCUCGCCCAGGUAUUCCGUAUAAGACGUCAAUUGCGUUUUCCAUGAAAGAAGAGAGCGGAAGCCUGUUCAAGGCGUUGGCAUGUUUUGCGCUCAGGGAUAUUAACCUUACCAAGGUGGAGUCUCGACCGAUGCGUUGGAAUCCGGUGACGCAGCAGGACAACAAGACGAUGCAGUUCUCGUAUCUUUUCUAUGUGGACUUCGAGGCGAGUAUGGCAGACGAGAAUGCGCAGAAUGCACUGAGGCAGCUGCAGGAGAAGGCGACGUUCCUUCGAGUGCUCGGAUCGUACCCAGCUGAUGAUAGCAGGCUGUGA
Messenger RNA from Micromonas commoda, 1038 nucleotides. RefSeq lists its product with no specific name. Gene Ontology annotation, biological process: L-phenylalanine biosynthetic process. The transcript has 2 exons. The record is from RefSeq and is a predicted model, not a curated record. Gene Ontology annotation, molecular function: chorismate mutase activity; prephenate dehydratase activity; arogenate dehydratase activity. Gene Ontology annotation, cellular component: chloroplast; cytoplasm. The coding region runs from base 64 to 1038 and encodes 324 amino acids. NCBI's taxonomy places the organism in Eukaryota, Viridiplantae, Chlorophyta, Mamiellophyceae, Mamiellales, Mamiellaceae.